CAGCAUAUCCCCCUUAAUCCUUGGGGAGGGAGCUGUUGUGCACACCCCAGCAUCCCAGGGCUCCCUGAAUCGCCAUGGACGAGGAAGCUGAGGAGGAGCCUGGGCUGGACAGGCCUGCAGUCUCCAGUGACUUCAGCUUUUACCACAUGGACCUGUAUGACUCUGACGACCGACAACACAUCCUUCUGGAAGAAAACACAAGCAUUAGGAGAGAAGUAGGCCAAGCUGAAGUGGGCAGUGAGCCGGGAGGGGCAGGGGAAGCAAAGGUGCGAGGAGACCUUCAGGGGCAAGUGGGUGAGCUUGUCCAGUUAUAUGGCCUCGAAGAUGACCAUGACCUAGGGGACGAGGUAGUCGAUGAAGACAGAAUGGAGGUUCCCGGGUACUCCCCCUAUGGGGUGCUGAGAGACCUCGGGCUUAGUGGAGAGGCCGAGGAGCCAGGCUAUGGAGGCUGGGGCUCCGCAGGCCAGUGCCAGGACGCACGGGAAGCCUACCGGUACACACACGGCCGCGCCAGCGAGGAGUACGAGUGCUACGUCAUCCCGGAGGAGGAGGAUGAGGAGGAAGCCGCAGACGUCUUCUGUGUCACCUGCAAGACUCCGCUCAGGGCUGCCGAGAGGGACUCGACAGCACACAGGGACCACCACGUGACCCCGCUGGACAAGGCGCUGGAGAGCGCCAGGGAUGAGAUCCACAGGAACAUGUACCGCCUGGAACAGCAGAUCAUCGACAUGGAGAACUUCGCAAGCCACCUGGAGGAGGUUUUCGUCACGGUGGAGGAGAACUUCGGAAGACAGGAGCAAAACUUCGAGUCACAUUACAACGAGAUCUUGGAAACGCUUGCCCAAAACUAUGAGGAAAACAUACAGGCUCUCGGGGAGAGAAAGAAAGAGAAGCUGGAGGCCCUGUACGGACAGCUGGUCAACUGCGGAGAAAGCCUGGAGACCUGCAAAGAGCUGAUGGAGGCGAUCGAGGAGGUGUGUCACCAGGACAAGGCCAACUUCUUAAAGGACGCGGUGGCCAUGGCUGACAGACUGGGGAACUUCCUGAAAACACAGACCGAUGUGGAGAUCUCUGCACAACCCGACUUUGAAGACCAGACCUUGGACUUCACUGAGGUGGAGCAACUGAUGGGGUCAAUGAAUGCCAUUCCAGCUCCCUCCGCUCCGGUGAUAAAUCGGCAGGCCCCCAACUCGGCCACCAGCUCCUCUGUCCGGGUGUGCUGGAGCUUGCACUCCGACGACACGGUGGAGCGCUACCAGCUGUGCUACCGGCCUGCGCAGGACGGCUCUCCCCACAAGGACCACGCGGGGAAAGAAUUUACAGUGACAGUCAAAGAAACAUACUGCUCGGUGCGAAACCUUGAGCCCAAUACGCAGUAUGAAUUCUGGGUCAUAGCAGAGAACAGGGCAGGACCCAGCCCAAGCAGUGAAGUCGCCACAUACGUGACAGCGCCCUCUCCGCCGGUGAUAAGGUGCGAGGAGAUCAGGAGCUGUGAGAGGGCUGCUCUCAUCAGCUGGGAGUCAGGGAACCGGAGCCCGGUGGACUCGUACACCGUGGAGCUGACGCUGGCAGAGACUCCGGAGGCCUCGGGCGUGACCGAGUCGGUCGUGGGCAUCCCAACCUGCGAGUCCCUGAUACAGCUGCUGCCCGGGCAGCGCUACAUCAUCUACGUGCGUGCCCUGAACGUGGGAGGCUCCAGCGCCAGGAGCCAGCCUGCCACGGUCCACACGACAGGCACCGUCUUCCACCUGAACAAGGACACCUGCCACCCCGCGCUGACCAUUUCUGAGGACGGGUUGACGGUGCUUCGAAACGAAAGGAAAACCCCAGCUCGGGAGCCACCGCCCAGCCGGAGCCGCUUCAGCAGGUGUGCUGCUGUCAUGGGAAAUCUAAUCCCCGUCCGAGGCCGCCAUUACUGGGAGGUGGAGGUGGAUGAACACUCUGACUACACCGUGGGCGUGGCCUCUGAGGACAUCCCCAGACAGGAGGACCUCGGGGCAAGCCCGCAGGCCUGGUGCCUGAGGCACACAUUCUCCUCAUCCAGGCACAAAUAUGAAUUUCUGCACAACGGGAAAACACCAGACAUAAGAAUAACAGUAGCACCGAAGCAGAUCGGUGUCCUGUUAGAUUACGAGAAGUCGAAGCUGUCCUUCUUCAACGCGGACAACUCUCAGCACCUGUACACCUACAGCUGUCAGCUUCACCGGUUUGUGCACCCCUGUUUUUCUUUGGAAAAGCCGGGGUGUCUAAAGAUACGUAAUGGCAUUUCAACACCCAGGCAUGCCUCUUUCUGCUAGGCCUUGCUGGCACCCUCUGCCAGCCACGGUUGCCUUGGACUCGAGCACUGGGUGCCUCAUGUGUUUGUGGCUUGUUAGUAUCUGGCAGACGGGCAUGCAGGAGUCCUUUCACCUGACCCAGAUGCUAGGUCCAUGUGCCCUCACCUACUUGGCACUGGGGUGGCCAUGAAAGAGGAGGGGUGGACUCAAUGAACCCAAAGGGCUGCCACAUGCUCAGCGCACCCAUCUGUGUACAUGCGAGCAUUUUGAGUCUGAGGCCUCAGGAGCCUGGGGGAGAAAAGGUCUUGAUGGCUCCAGAAGCUCCUGUACACCUGGGACACUUCCACAGCCCCUGGGGACGCCCUUGAGGACAAAGCUGUCAGGAGACGGGGAAGCCCUGAGUCCUCAGUGCCUCGGGCCUGGUCCGCCCCUUCCAGGCGCUGGGCCCCUCCCCAUGGCACUGCUCCCAACUUGCUGACCUAAGGCCUCUAGGAUGCCUCUCCCGUAAAGGCUGUCCACCCUGCCCUGGAGCUCACGUGUAACAGGUACACCAAAUAAAACACACUGAGUAAA
Messenger RNA from Dipodomys ordii (Ord's kangaroo rat), 2849 nucleotides. RefSeq names its product fibronectin type III and SPRY domain containing 2 (gene Fsd2). Lineage: Eukaryota; Metazoa; Chordata; Mammalia; Rodentia; Heteromyidae. Gene Ontology annotation, molecular function: protein binding. The transcript is spliced from 12 exons. Bases 75 to 2297 code for a protein of 740 amino acids. The record is from RefSeq and is a predicted model, not a curated record.